CAAACCAUUCGUUCAUAAAAUAUGCUCAAGAAUUUUCUACCAAAGGAAUUUUAUGAAAAAUGUUUAGAAGCAAAUUUAAGACCUGAUUAUAGAAAAUAUAAUGAAUACAGAAAUAUAAAUUUAUCUGGAGGUUCAAUUACUUGUGCAAAUGGUUCAUCCUUGAUUAAAAUUGGCAAUACAAUUGUUACGUGUGGUGUUCAAGCCAAGCUCAAUCCAUUUGAUAAAAUUAAUCCAUAUGAAAUUAAAAUUGAAGAAAUAUUUAAUAUUAGGGUUCAUAUUCCUGCCAUUUGUCAUUUACAAUUUAAAAAUGAUAUGAUUUUAUCUGAUUACAUUUUAUAUCUUAGACAAUUUGUAAUAGAGGCCUUUGAAAGCUCUAAUAUAAUUGAUUAUAAGGACUUUUUAACCAUGAAAGAAAAAUAUAUUUGGGAAAUAAUUUGUGAUAUAAUGUGCAUAAAUGAUGAUGGAAAUUUGCAAGAUGCCUUGUUGCUCAGCUUGGUAGCCGCGCUUAAGAAUACAAAGAUUCCCAUUAUCAAUGAAACAACUGUAUCUACAAAAGAAAACAUAGUUAAUACAGAUGAAAACAUGAUUAUAGAAAAUGCCAAUAAUCAAAAUUUUAAUACUGACAAUAAAAAAGAGGAUAUAUCUAAAAAUGUUAAUUUUAAUAUUCCAGAUGAUUGCCCUACACAAAAUUUGAUACUUAAAUCGGCACCCAUAUCAGUGACAUUUGUAUACUUUGACAAGCAAAUAAUUGUCGACCCUACAUCGCAAGAAGAGCAAUUAGCCACUGGGAAAAUUUCUAUCAUACUUUCAGAUUCACAGAACGUAAUAUGGUUUUAUAAAACAGGAAGCACGCCUUUAAAUGAAACCACUAGGAAGGAAUGUAUACAAAUGGCAAAGCAACAUUUUGAAGCAAUGUCCGAAAAAUUAGAAAAUAUGGAGAUUUAAAACUAAAUUUUCUAAAUCAUAAUUUGUACAAUAGAUUAAUAAAAAAAAAUUUGGAUUUAUUAUUGACAAUUUUUAA
Messenger RNA from Gordionus sp. m RMFG-2023, 1021 nucleotides. RefSeq names its product exosome complex component RRP43-like. Gene Ontology annotation, cellular component: cytoplasmic exosome (RNase complex); nuclear exosome (RNase complex). NCBI's taxonomy places the organism in Eukaryota, Metazoa, Nematomorpha, Gordioida, Chordodea, Parachordodidae. Gene Ontology annotation, molecular function: mRNA 3'-UTR AU-rich region binding. The coding region runs from base 22 to 945 and encodes 307 amino acids. Gene Ontology annotation, biological process: nuclear polyadenylation-dependent mRNA catabolic process; U4 snRNA 3'-end processing; exonucleolytic trimming to generate mature 3'-end of 5.8S rRNA from tricistronic rRNA transcript (SSU-rRNA, 5.8S rRNA, LSU-rRNA). The transcript has 9 exons. The record is from RefSeq and is a predicted model, not a curated record.